AUGGCCGCGCCAAUAUUAAGAUGCCUCUGGCCAUCCCUAGCAAGGCGGCCGGUCGCAAUACCAAUGUCCUUUCCUAAAAUACCCAUGCGAUCAUUCUCUUCGACGCCGUCCCCAAAUGCGACCUUGAACCAAGUCCUACGAGGAUGUCGUAAGCCCCAACGCGCGCGCCACGCCGUUUCUCCAGCUCUGUCCGAUACGGAAUGUCCGCAGCAGAAAGGCGUGUGUCUCAAGGUCGGCAUUACGCGGCCCAAGAAGCCCAAUUCAGGCGAGCGAAAAACAGCUCGUGUGCGUCUGUCUAGCGGCCGUAUGAUCACGGCUUAUAUCCCCGGCGAGGGCCAUAACAUCCAGCAGCACUCUGUCGUUCUUGUCCGAGGUGGCCGAAGUCAGGAUUGUCCUGGUGUGCGGUAUCACUUAGUCCGAGGAGCUUUGGAUUUGGCCGGUGUUUCUAAUCGCAAAUCGAGCCGAAGUAAAUAUGGAACGAAGAAGCCGAAGAAGGCAUCUGUUGGCUCAUAG
Messenger RNA from Daldinia childiae, 513 nucleotides. Its product is annotated as 37S ribosomal protein S12, mitochondrial. The coding region runs from base 1 to 513 and encodes 170 amino acids. The transcript is spliced from 3 exons. Gene Ontology annotation, biological process: translation. Gene Ontology annotation, molecular function: structural constituent of ribosome. NCBI's taxonomy places the organism in Eukaryota, Fungi, Ascomycota, Sordariomycetes, Xylariales, Hypoxylaceae. Gene Ontology annotation, cellular component: ribosome; small ribosomal subunit. The record is from RefSeq and is a predicted model, not a curated record.